Rhinolophus ferrumequinum (greater horseshoe bat) is the source of this 1517-nucleotide messenger RNA. RefSeq names its product multifunctional protein ADE2-like. Lineage: Eukaryota; Metazoa; Chordata; Mammalia; Chiroptera; Rhinolophidae. Gene Ontology annotation, molecular function: phosphoribosylaminoimidazolesuccinocarboxamide synthase activity. The transcript has a single exon. Gene Ontology annotation, biological process: 'de novo' IMP biosynthetic process. Bases 1 to 1278 code for a protein of 425 amino acids. The record is from RefSeq and is a predicted model, not a curated record.
AUGGCGACAGCUAAGGUACUGAACAUUGGUAAAAAGCUCUAUGAAGGUAAAACAAAAGAAGUCUAUGAAUUGUUAGAUAGUCCAGGAAAAGUCCUCCUGCAGUCCAAGGACCAGAUUACUGCAGGAAAUGCAGCCAGAAAGAAUCACCUAGAAGGAAAAGCUGCAAUCUCAAAUAAAACUACGAGUUGUAUUUUUCAGUUGCUACAGGAAGCAGGUAUAAAAACUGCUUUCACCAGAAAAUGUGGGGAGACAGCAUUCAUUGCACCUAAAUGUGAAAUGAUUCCAAUUGAAUGGGUUUGUAGAAGAAUAGCAACUGGUUCUUUUCUCAAAAGAAAUCCUGGUGUCAAGGAAGGAUAUAAGUUUUACCCACCUAAAGUGGAGUUGUUUUUCAAGGAUGAUGCCAAUAAUGAUCCACAGAGGUCUGAGGAACAGCUCAUUGCUGCAAAAUUUUGCUUUGCUGGACUUGUUAUAGGCCAAACUGAAGUGGAUAUCAUGAGUCAUGCUACACAGGCUAUUUUUGAAAUACUGGAGAAAUCCUGGUUGCCCCAGAACUGUACACUGGUUGAUAUGAAGAUUGAGUUUGGUGUUGAUGUCACCUCCAAAGAAAUUGUUCUUGCUGAUGUUAUUGAUAAUGAUUCCUGGAGACUCUGGCCAUCAGGAGAUCGAAGCCAACAGAAAGACAAACAGUCAUAUCGUGACCUCAAGGAAGUAACUCCUGAAGGGCUCCAGAUGGUAAAGAAAAAUUUUGAGUGGGUUGCAGAAAGAGUAGAGUUGCUUCUGAAGCCAGAAAGUCAGUGCAGGGUUGUAGUAUUGAUGGGCUCAACCUCUGAUCUCGGUCACUGUGAAAAAAUCAAGAAGGCUUGUGGAAAUUUUGGCAUUCCAUGUGAACUUCGGGUUACAUCUGCUCAUAAAGGACCAGAUGAAACUCUGAGGAUUAAAGCUGAGUAUGAAGGGGAUGGCAUUCCUACUGUAUUUGUGGCAGUGGCAGGCAGAAGCAAUGGUUUAGGACCAGUGAUGUCUGGUAACACUGCAUACCCUGUUAUCAGCUGUCCUCCCCUAACUCCAGACUGGGGAGCUCAGGAUGUGUGGUCUUCUCUUCGACUACCCAGUGGUCUUGGCUGUUCAACCAUACUUUCUCCAGAAGGAUCAGCUCAGUUUGCUGCUCAGAUAUUUGGAUUAAACAACCAUUUGGUAUGGGCCAAACUACGAGCGAGUAUAUUAAACACAUGGAUUUCCUUGAAGCAGGCUGACAAGAAAAUAAGAGAGGGCAAUUUAUAAGAAAGAACAUCUGUAUUUUUUUUAGGAGAAAAGACUGUCUAGUUUAGCUGCAGGAAAAAAUAUCAAGCAAGAUGGAAAGAUUUUAAAUCAAUCAGAGGAAACAAAAUGUAUUAGUGAAUAAAUACGUCUCUAGAUUCAUGGAUUAGUAAAUAUAUGUACAUAUUUAAGGACAUUUUAAAAUUAAUCUCUUACCCACUAUAUAGUCAUUGUUAGGUAGGUAACAUAAUCAAAUAUGUUUC